AUGAUGACGUCUACAAGCAUAAAAGUUCCUAUCAGUGAUACAGACGAUGUGAAGGGACUGGAUAGGAAAUAUUGGAAUAGGACAGAAAGAAAGCAAUGGGCCACAGGACUGUUUGCUGGUUGUGGGGUCCUCUAUGCUUGUCGGACAGUCACACCUUUGGUUGUUGCUUCCAUGGCCAAGGAAUUUGGCUGGGACAAAACACAGAGCGGCUCAGUACUGUCAUGCUUUUUCUGGGGGUACACAAUGACACAGUUCCUGGGAGGCUACCUGGCUGAUAAGGUGGGCGGUGAUGUGGUCAUGCCCAUUGCUGCCUGUUUCUGGUCCAUGAUCACCUUCUGGACACCACAGCUAGCCUAUCUGUCCACUGACAAGUACCUCACGCUGCACAUACUUGUUGUCUCAAGAGUGUUCCUUGGGAUAUUUCAAGGUUUCCACUAUCCUAGUAUGAGCUCCGUGGUGUCAAGGAAAGUGUCAGAACAAGAGCGCUCCUUAACUUACAGCUUCAUCUGCUCAGGAUCCCAUCUUGGCACCUUGCUCUGUGGCAGUAUAGGAUCUAUACUUUUAGAUAAAUAUGGCUGGCAAAGUGUAUUUUACUUUGCAGGUCUAAGUAGUAUAACUUGGAUGCUACUUCUGCGCUAUUUAUUGAUAGAGAAACACAGAAAAAAGUAUAUUCCUUUAGUAUCUGCUGGAGAGGGCAUUGGGCAGAAAGUCAACCACAAGACAGAGAAGUCAGUACCUUGGCUUACACUCUUUGUCAAACCUGCAUUCUGGUCUCUUCUCAUUGGACACUUCUGUGAAAAUAAUGCAUUUUUUAUCCUGUUGUCCUGGUUACCUACAUAUUUUCAUGAAAAUUUCCCUGAUGCUAAGGGAUGGGUGUUUAAUGUUGUGCCAUGGAUUGUGACCAUGUUCAGUUCAGUGCUAGGAGGUUGGAUUGCAGAUCAUAUGUUGGCCAAAGGCUUCAGUGUGACAUUCGUGAGAAAGUUCAUGGAGAGUAUAGCCCUGUGUGGUACCUCAGCAGCACUAGUGAUGAUAUCCUAUACCACCAGUUACUAUUCAGCAUUGUUUAUCAUGGCUAUAGCGGUGGCAUGCUGUGGUUUCCAUAACAGUGGCAUCCUUGUCAACCCUCAGGAUAUCGCGCCGAGACAUGCUGGUGCUGUGUUUGGUAUUAUGAACAUGGCUGGAGCAGUACCAGGUUUUGUGGGAGUGUACAUGGCAGGUCACAUUCUGGAGGCUACUAAGAGCUGGGCUGCUGUGUUUAAUCAGACGGCUGGGGUGUGUUUGUUUGGUUGGAUUGUGUACAUCAUCUUUGGUACAGGCAAGCAACUAGUAUGAAGGGUCCCCCAUAAAAGACAGUGAACAGAAACAUCUGCAUAGCAUGUCAUCAUACAUGUACGAAGUGUGAUACAGUGAAAUCUUACGUGUUAAGUAAUAGAAUGUGACACUAUCAGAUACAAAGUGUAAUGUAAUAGAUUGUGAUACAAUCAUAUACAUAGUGUGAUGUAAAAGAGUGUGAUACAACCAGAUACAAAGUGUCAUGUAAUAUAGUGUGACACAGAUACGAAGUGUAAUGUAAUAGAUUGUGAUACAAUCAUAUACAAAGUGUAAUGUAAUAGAUUGUGAUACAAUCAUAUACAUAGUGUGAUGUAAUAGAAUGUGAUGUCAUAAGACUCCAGACAUUAUGACAGUGUAAUCAAAAGUGAAAGUUUUAAAUGUAAGACAAGAUUGUUGAUAUUUAGCUACUGCUGAGUAUCUGAUUUAUCUUUAGGAAUGGCUGUGGUGUUUGUUUAUCAAUGAAUGGUGUUGAUUGGUAUGGAAGGACAAGCCCAUUUUUGUGAAAAUGUGUAAAUGAUUUAAAGAUCAUGUUGCUGAUAUGCCCAGUAUAUGUACAUUUUUGUCAUCUUACGUGCACAGACUUCACAUUUUUGGUAAGGUACUGAAACCAUGACCUAUUUUCCACAUGUCUUUCUCCAUCA
Ylistrum balloti is the source of this 1973-nucleotide messenger RNA. RefSeq names its product voltage-gated purine nucleotide uniporter SLC17A9-like. The record is from RefSeq and is a predicted model, not a curated record. Gene Ontology annotation, biological process: transmembrane transport. Gene Ontology annotation, molecular function: transmembrane transporter activity. Lineage: Eukaryota; Metazoa; Mollusca; Bivalvia; Pectinida; Pectinidae.